AUGGGAAACUGCUGCCUCGAGAGGUCUCAUGGCGGCGGCGGUGCUGGCGCCGUGCAUUGCGCCAGGACGAACCCCGUGUGGGUGGAGGACAACGACGUGGGGGACAUGAAGGAGGAGGCGCGCAAGGGCGAGGGCGCUGGCCACGCGCCCGCGCCGGCGGCGACCACGGAGGUGAAGAUCAGGAUCACAAGGAAGCAGCUGGAGGAGCUGCUGCGGCGCGUAGAGGACGGCAAGCACGGCGGCGGUGGCGGCGCGCCCGUCCAGGAAGUCAUCUCGGAGCUCCUGUGCGUGGCCAGCACUAGCUCCAACUUCCGGCACAGGGAGGAGGGGCAGUGGCGGCCGUCGCUGCAGACCAUACCCGAGUGA
Molecule: messenger RNA, 366 nt
Organism: Miscanthus lutarioriparius
Lineage: Eukaryota; Viridiplantae; Streptophyta; Magnoliopsida; Poales; Poaceae
Source: the annotation of a GenBank genome assembly